AUGAUUACACGCCUCAAUUAUAAUUGUAUGAGCGAUUGCGAGUGCAUCCUGUGCCUGGAGUUGCGGGGCAGCGACAAGAGCGUCAAAACCAGCGGCACCGUCGACUCGGGAAUAAUGGAGUCGACGCGGUCGGCCGGGCUCGGCUGCAACUUCAUCCUGAUGCGGCCGGCGCUGCCUUUCGUGAGCCGCGAGCCGAGCCGCGAGUGGCAGGAGGAGGCGGCCUCGGACGACUCGGAGCCGGCCAAGGAGCCGCUCCACCGGACGGUCGUUUACUUUGGCGACACCAAGCGGCGCGACCGCACUACCGAUUCCGGGGAUCGUUUGGCUGCCGAUGCCGAACCGAGCCCGGGGAUCGUCGUUAGCGUCAGGCCCGGCCGAGAGGACGUGUUGAGGAUAGAGCAACAGCCCCACCGCGAAUUCAAGCCCGACUGGAGCUUCGUCCAACAGUGGCGGCUCAAGGGGCCCAGCGGAGGUGGCGGCAACAACAAUCAAGAGCCCGAGAUGCCGCCGCGGCCAAAGCCCAUCGGGAGCCACCUCAGUCUCCACGAGCUGAUAGCCCUGCAGAGCACCGAGUGCGCGGGUAGCUCGUCGGACGAGCGCUCGUCCUCGGGUCACGCGAGCAUGAAGUCCGACGGGGGUGGACACACGAGCGGCGGCUCCCCGAGGCACCAGCGCGACCUCGACAGCGUCCCCGAGCAGCCGUCGUCCCGUCGCCAUCACCAGGACCAACAACAACAACAACACCAUCACCACUACCAGCAGCAGCAGCCACGGCUGGGAGUGCAGAAAGUACAGUCGACCCUGCGCUCGCGGACCUCGACAACCUCGCGGUCGUACUCGUCGUUGAGCGGCGGCUCGGAGAGCUCCUCGGCGCAGGAGGUGCCCAACUGCGCGAGCGUCACCGAGAGCGCCGAUGAGUUUGUCUUCGUGGAGGCGCGCAGUAGGCUGGUCGAGCUGGCCAGGUCGCCGUGGACGCAGGCCGACGUGGUUCGAGCCGUGCUGGCGUCGAGAGCUGGUCCUCGGCUGUCGGCUCAUCCGAGCGCCGAGGUGGUCUCGAGGCUGUCGUACCUGUUGCAGCGCUGCCUGGUGAGGCUCGCCCGGGAGGUCAAGCGCCUGGCCCAGGCUCUCGGGUUCGCGGGUCGACGCGAGGUUUGGGCCGGCCUGCGCAUCGUCCUCGGCCCCGGGCUCGCGGACUCGGCUGGCUCGGCGUGCUUGAGGGCCAGCGCUAUGUACGGACUCGCGCCCUUCAGUCCCGCCGCUGGUCAGACCACUGCGGCCAGGGCUGGCCUCCAACUGCCGGUCGGCGCAGUCAUGCGCUGGAUGAUCGACGCUCGAUUGGGCCGUAUGGUGCACGAGCUCGCGGCAGUUUACCUGGUCGCGGCUCUCGAGAGCCUGCUCGAGGAGCUCGUGCUCAGGAGCCUGUCCCACGAGUCCCAGCAAAAGCAACAGCUCACCCCUGCCGGGCUCGAGCGCACCGUCGCCGGUGACCCCGAUUUUUGCGCGCUGCUGCAGCCGUUCGCGCACCUCAACGCCGGCAGGAUCGCCAACGGUUCGCUGGUGUUGCCGCAUUGGUCGAGCACGAGCUCACUGAGCGGCUCGGGCAACCCCCCGGCCCAGCUGGAGGCUUCGCUGCUAACAACUUGCGUCGGUUCGUUGCGAGAGCUGCGCGAACUGGUCGACCGGCUGGUGCAUUGCAGUAGAUGUCCGCUGGUACUCAGCGACCGAGCUAUCGACGCCCUCUUCUACUACAUGCGCUGUUCCCAGCUGGAGCACGGCGAGCGUCGCGGUAUCCAGGAGUUGGCGUACGAGCGAACCUACGGGCCACCACUGGUCGAGUGGCUGCGCGUAGCUGGUGCACACGCAGAGUACCGGCACGCCCGUUUCGUCGAUCGGGACGACGUCAGCCAAGCUGCGAGGCUCCUUCUGGGCGUCGACUGUCCCGCCCGACCGAUAUGCUCGGACGAGGUUGUAUCGGCUGCCGAUGAUCCAGUCGAGUACACGCGGCGCCUCCACGAGGACGUGGGUUUGAAGCUUCUGCGAGCCGGCCGGCCGGAGUUGAUCCGCCAGGCGGCGCAUCUGCCCGAGCCGGUUCUGCCCGACGCGCUCGACAAGUCCGGAUUGUCUAGUCUCAUGUUGGCCGUUUGCUCGGGUGACGAGGCCGCGGUGCUGGCGUUGCUGGACGCGGGUGUCGAUCCUGACGUGGAGAGCGCCGUUACCGGGCCCCACUGCGCCGAUGCCCAAGGAUGGACCGCCCUGACGUUCGCGGCGCUGCUGGGACACUGCUCAAUCGCUAGGAAGCUGCUCGAUUGUGGCGCGGCCGUUGGUGGCGGUGGGGACAGGUGCGCGGUGAUGCCGAUCCAAGCUGCAGCGGCUGCCGGCAAACUCGAGAUGAUUGCCUUGCUACUCGAUCACGGUGGCGCCCAGCCAUUCCUCUCGACGCUCUCGGACUCGUGUUGCUACUCUGGCUCGCCGGCCCAGCGCGGUUGCUACAGUGCCAUUUCCGUGGCAGCGGCUCACGGCCACAGGGCCUGUCUCCAGCAGCUCCUGUCGCAUCCCUCGAACUUCUCCAGCUGGCGGGGUGGCGAGAAGGAGGUGCUCUCGCUCGAAGAAAUCCUGGCCGAGGGCACGUCCACGCAGCAACACCAGCAGCUCGAGACCCCUGUGCGUCAAUUCAGCAAGACGCAGUACAAGGUCCUUCAGGAGGCCAUGUACCACAGCGUGGAGAACAACCAUUUGGACAUAACGAUGGAUCUGAGGGAACUUGGGGUCUCGUGGACGCUGCACUGCUGGAUGCAGAGCCUCUCGUUGGCCCACGAGAUGCGGAUGGACUCGGUCGUCGAUCAGCUCCUCCAGGACUUCCAGGUCUGCUCCGAUGACUAUUCAACGCAGUUUGUCGAAAAGGGCUUGCCGUUGCUCUUCAACAUCUUUCGGUACAACAAGAAAGAAGGGACGAUAUUGCUGCUGGCCGACAUAUUCAGCACGUGCUUUGGCUGGGAGCCCAUUAAACCGGUAAGAAAUGCGAGCCUCUCGAACGGUGGCUCGAGGAUAGAUCCCAAGUUUGUCAACAAUCCCGAACUGAGCGACGUGCAGUUCAGAGUCGAGGGCCGGGUGUUCUAUGGUCAUAAGAUUGUUCUCGUCACCUCGUCGAGCAGGUUUAAAAGUAUGCUGAGCUCCAACUUGUGCCAAGGCAAUCCACCGAUCGUUCAAAUCAACGACAUUCGUUAUCACAUUUUUCAAAUGGUUAUGGAGUUUUUGUACAACGGAGGCUGCUCCAACUUAAAAAUCAGUCAGAAUGACGUGCUGGAAUUGAUGGCGGCGGCUAAUUUUUUCCAACUAGACGGAUUGUUGCGGUUUUGUGAGGCCCAAUGUUCGACGACGAUCAAUCUCGACAACAUUGUUUCGAUGUACAUUCAUGCCAAGGUUUACAAUGCAUCGCAGUUAUUAGAAUAUUGUCAGGGGUUUUUACUACAGAAUAUGGUGGCUCUUUUGACGUACGAUGACUCGGUGAAACGACUGAUUUUUGCCAAAAAAUUUCCAAACCACGAUGUUCUUAAUAGCCUUUUGCUCACGUUGCAAGGAAGGAUGAAAGCCAAAAGACCACAAAACUGAGGAAAAUUCGCUUAAUCGACGCAAAAGAAUUCAC
This is a messenger RNA of Copidosoma floridanum, 3643 nucleotides long. RefSeq names its product ankyrin repeat and BTB/POZ domain-containing protein 2. Lineage: Eukaryota; Metazoa; Arthropoda; Insecta; Hymenoptera; Encyrtidae. Gene Ontology annotation, molecular function: protein heterodimerization activity. The record is from RefSeq and is a predicted model, not a curated record.